This is a messenger RNA of Sardina pilchardus (European sardine), 2556 nucleotides long. RefSeq names its product SMAD family member 7 (gene smad7). Gene Ontology annotation, molecular function: I-SMAD binding; transcription regulator inhibitor activity. The transcript is spliced from 4 exons. The record is from RefSeq and is a predicted model, not a curated record. Gene Ontology annotation, cellular component: heteromeric SMAD protein complex. Bases 1074 to 2204 code for a protein of 376 amino acids. NCBI's taxonomy places the organism in Eukaryota, Metazoa, Chordata, Actinopteri, Clupeiformes, Clupeidae. Gene Ontology annotation, biological process: transforming growth factor beta receptor signaling pathway; cell differentiation; anatomical structure morphogenesis.
UCUCAGACCUUGUGUGAGGAUCGCAUCAGCUCUUUGUAGCCGCUCCGUUUGCAUGUUCCUCCAGCACGGAGAGCCGCUGUUUGAAUAGAGGUUAACUGACAAAACACACGGAAAACUGCUGAAAGAUAGUCUGACUGAGAAUUUAAACACGGAUAUUUGAAACAUAAACCACUUCAACGGACACGAGACGCUCAAGAGACACAACUAUUUAACUCCGGCAGAUUUCUGUGGCGAGGGACCUCUUAGGGUAUCAGUAAAUCCUAGAUUUGCUCCUACGUUUGGGGAUCUAGAAGAUUGCUAUUUUUUCCAUCAGAACCUACUGCAAAUCGACUGAAUUUGGAGGACCAACGCUGAUUUCGACGGAUACUGCUCGGAAGACAAGGGAGACGAGACGGGCGACAGGCUUUGUUAGACCUUUAAUGUUGCAAUCGGAUCAAGGAUUGUGUGGAUUAUUUUGGAAGAAAAGCAGGACGAGGUUGUCCUUCAUGGAUGGGUUUCAGUCUGGGUUUUUUGCCUAAACUCAGCGCCCAAACACUUUCGUCGGUCCACCUUAGGUUUCCUAUAGCCGACUACGUUAAAUGUUUAGCAAACUGUUAUGUUCAGCCGUUGAAGGAAUGGUAUGAAUAUACUGUUAGGCGUACUUUGUAUUUUCUUUUCUCACAGGUAGAAUAUAGCCUAACCAUCCAAUCAUAGGAAAAGAUUCUCGAUGCUGCUCACCCGUUCGCGUUCAUGAAAGCGGUCAUUAUUUCUGUAGCGAAACAGCAUCGUUUAAUGCGUAGGCUAUACUUUCUUCUUAGUUUUUAAAAUCAGUGUCAUGGUGAACAUCAACAUAGCCUACGUGUGUAACAUCCUAUACACAAUUAAGAAAGAAUAAUAUUUUAUAAGUUGCAUCUAGGUUUUUCGAAGAAAAAAGACUGGCGUAUGCUACAGAUUGUAUUUGCUUCUCCAGUUCUCAGUUUUUUCACAAUAUUGUCUCAGGCUGCUUGUCACUGCCUGGAUUCGGAUCCCGGAAUCUUCAUGAUUUGCGGACAUCAUGCUCGUUUUUUAGCCGGGAAACCCUCUUUUCGUCCCGCAUGUUCAGGACCAAACGAUCGGGGCUCGUCCGGCGACUCUGGAGGAGCCGCGCACCCGUCGAAGGCGACGGGGAGGCGGAUAGCAGGGCGCAUGGCUCCGGAGGCUGCUGCAUGGGGAAAUCCACUAAGGUUGCCAAAUCUAACCCCGGAACAGAGGCUGAGCUGAAAGCACUGACCCAUUCCAUACUGAAAAAAAUUAAAGAAAAACAAUUGGAGGUGCUCUUGCAGGCGGUAGAGUCGAAGGGGGGUGUCAGGAGCCCCUGUCUUCUCUUACCCGGCAAAGUGGACACCAAACUGGGUCAACAGUCUUAUUCCCUCCCUUUGCUGCUCUUCAAAGUGUUCAGGUGGCCGGACCUUAGGCAUUCCUCGGAACUAAAGAGGCUUUCUUGCUGUGAAUCCUAUGGGAAAAUAAACCCAGAACUCGUCUGCUGCAAUCCACACCACAUGAGCCGGCUUUGUGAACUUGAGUCUCCCCCUCCUCCCUAUUCCCGAUACCCAAUGGACUUUCUUAAACCACCUGAUUCUCCAGACUCUGUGCCUGCUUCCACUGAAACUGGAGGAACUGUCUACUCUGCCCCUGUGGGGUUCUCUGAUUCCCAAGCUCUUCAGGAGUCGGGCGAGCAAGCCCACUGGUGCGUGGUUGCGUACUGGGAGGAGAAGACUCGCGUCGGACGCCUCUACUCGGUCCAGGAGCCCUCCCUGGACAUCUUCUAUGACCUACCUCAGGGGAACGGCUUCUGCCUGGGCCAGCUCUGCUCCGACAACAAGAGUCAGCUGGUGCAGAUGGUGCGCAGCAAGAUCGGCUACGGCAUCCAGCUGACGCGCGAGCAGGACGGCGUGUGGGUGUACAACCGCAGCUGCUACCCCAUCUUCAUCAAGUCGGCCACACUGGACAAUCCUGACUCGCGGACGCUGCUGGUGCACAAGGUGUUCCCCGGCUUCUCCAUCAAGGCCUUUGACUUUGAGAAGGCGUACAGCCUGCAGAGGCCCAAUGACCAUGAGUUCACACAACAGCCACGCACAGGCUUCACUGUACAGAUCAGCUUUGUCAAGGGCUGGGGACAAUGCUACACGAGACAGUUCAUCAGUAGCUGCCCCUGCUGGCUGGAAGUGAUUUUCAACACGCGAUAGCAGCAAGCCCCCCCCCCCUCUCACUCCCCUCUUGGCCAUGGACAUGGGCGAGCCCGAACCCCAUUUUUCUGAUCUUUAUUUUAAAAGAGACAUUCACGAGAAGAUGUUUUAAAAACACCCCCACACCCAAUAACGACUUUAAUAAAUGACUAAGAUUUAAUUAAGUGAAAUAAAGCUAAAAUGUAUUUUAUGUUAUAUAUAAAUAUAUUAUUACUUGUAAAUAUGAAGACGUUUUAUAUGCAUCAUUAUUUAUGUAUUGUGCAAUGUGUUAAUGAGAAAAACAAGAGAUGCACUUUGCUUUAAUAUAAAUGGAGACAAAGAAGAUGCCAAGAUUAAAAAAAUACUAAAUGAA